This is a messenger RNA of Daucus carota subsp. sativus, 555 nucleotides long. RefSeq names its product probable polygalacturonase At3g15720. The transcript has a single exon. The record is from RefSeq and is a predicted model, not a curated record. The coding region runs from base 1 to 555 and encodes 184 amino acids. Gene Ontology annotation, molecular function: polygalacturonase activity. Gene Ontology annotation, biological process: carbohydrate metabolic process. Lineage: Eukaryota; Viridiplantae; Streptophyta; Magnoliopsida; Apiales; Apiaceae.
AUGAUGCUAAGCUUUCUUAAGGUCUUUAUAUUACUGCUUGUUCUUCCUCUAGUUUUAACUCAACCAGCGGUGAAUAAUGUUCUCUCCUAUGGUGCAAUCGGCGAUGGCCUCAAAGACGAUACUAGUAGUUUGUUGAAAGCAUGGGAGGCCACAUGCAAAUCAUCUGCUUCCUCAGCAACCAUGUACUUUCCUCCAAAUCACGUGUUUCUGACUCAUCCUCUGCUUCUUAAAGGCCCAUGCAAGGCGGAAUUCGUGAGAGUGGAGAUCAAUGGCACAAUCACCGCGCCAAGUGAGCCUAAAAAUUGGAAGUGUGGUUCUGAUAAUUGUGAUACUUGGUUACACUUCUCUCACAUGGAUGGAAUUGAGAUCUCUGGCUCUGGAACCAUCUCUGGACGCGGCCAAAAAUGGUGGGACAUGAAGCGCGGUAAAGACAAGCUUGCUGCCUUGAGGAUUACUAAUUCUAGGAAUGUUAAGCUUAGUGGAUUGAGAUUAAAGAUAAUCCAAAGAUGCACAUUGUGCUUAAUGGGGUGCAAACUGCAUACCUUUCGUAUUUAA